AUGGUAUUGAUGAAGAUACGAAAUCCAUAUUGUUCAGCCAACGUCUGGUCAUCGGGCAAAGUGAUAGUAACAGGGACAACGAGUGAGGAUGAUGCCCAACGUGCAGCACGACGUAUUGCUCGAUGUUUACAACGGCUUGGAUUUAAAACCAAAUUUCGAAAUUAUCGAAUUGUCAAUUGCCUUGCAACAUGUACAAUGCCAUGGCCAAUUGAUAUUAUUAAAUUAAGUCGAAUGUAUCCAGAAUGUGUCAGUUAUGAACCCGAAAUUCAUCCGGGUGCUACAGUCAGAUUAAACAAUAAAGUUGUUCUCAAAGUUUUUACGACUGGUAGUGUUACAUUGACAGCGCCGUCCGUCGACCUUAUCAAUACGGCAGUAAAUGAAUUUUAUCCAAAAUUAUAUGAAUGUCGAAAAAUAACAAUGUUUUUAAGAAAAUGUUUUGGACUUUCUAUAAUAGGAAAACAAUUUGGAACAUGUUUAUAUCGACGAUUAAGUAUGACACCAUUAUCGACCAGUAUAUCUUCUUCAAUUGAAUACCAACCUAUUAGAAUUCGUAUACCUUUACCUCAACAAUUACCAUCCAAACAAACAGUUCCGAUGCCUGCUACACUUCCAGCGUCGAUAACAACAACAAAUACAAUAUCUAUAUUAGAUAAAUGUUCUUUACAUGAUGAUCUUCUUUAUUAUGAUUGUCCAUCGAUAACAAAUGAAAAAAUUCAAUGUGCUUGGACAUCAACAAAUUAUCGUUAUAAACGUCAAAGACGUGUACGUAAUCAUCCGAGUCGUUUAACAAAUACUGUUGCAUAUCGUUCACGUCGUAUGCGUUUACAUCAUAAAAAGAAAUGGUUAAAAAAGUUUAAAUAUGAUUUACUUAAAAAAUUACGUGAAAAAAUAAAACGUCGAGGUAAAUUAUAUGAUAUGGAAAAUUCAAUUAUACUUGGUAAAGCUGAACAAUUCAAUGCUGAACAUUAUGUCAAACGUGAAUUAGAAAAAGCAAGAUUUUAUGGUUAUCGUGUAUCACCUAUUUAUGAUCAAAUACGAGAUCAGAUAAACCAUCUUAAAAUAGAAUAG
Messenger RNA from Rotaria sp. Silwood1, 1068 nucleotides. Lineage: Eukaryota; Metazoa; Rotifera; Eurotatoria; Philodinida; Philodinidae. The record is from the annotation of a GenBank genome assembly.